AUGGCGCAAGAGAAUGUAGUCCCAGGGAGCCUCUACAUCUACGCUCCGAACAAAUGGGCACCAAUUAUUUUUACUUUUGGCUUUACCAUCUCUGGCCUUUUCCAUCUAUGGCAAUGCCAUCGAUACAAAUGCUUCAAGUUGAUGUGGUUGCAUAUCGCCUGCUGUAUCAUGUUUACCAUCGGCUUUGCAACACGCGAAUACGGCGCGUUUAAUUACAUGGACAGCGAUGCCAAUCUCGCCGUCUAUAUCGUUAGCACUUGCAUGAUCUACAUGGCUCCCCCUAUCCUCGAACUAGCCAAUUACCAUAUCCUCGGACACGUACUAUACUAUAUCCCCUAUCACUCCCCGAUGCAUCCUGGCCGCGUCUUCACUACCUUCGGUAUGCUAUCCACCAUUGUGGAAGUCAUGAACGCCCUGGGCGUAUCCAACCUAGCCAAUCAUAAACUGCCAGAAUCCCGUCGAAAGACAGGGGAAAUACUCAUGAAAGCAUCGUUGAUCGUCCAGGUAGGUGUUCUACUGCUUUUCUGCGUCCUGGCUGCUAUAUUCCAACGCCGUUGCGUUAGAGAUGGAAUUUGGACAAGACGCGUGUCAGUCCCGCUUUGGACGCUGUAUAUCAGUACCUUUUUGAUCUUGAUUCGCUGUGUUUAUCGCAUCGUGGAACAUUUCGGGUUCUCGUCGCUUGGGCCUGAGAGCUUGAAGGAUGGUGAGGAGAUCAGUUAUAUUCUGCGUUAUGAGUGGUUUUCUAUGUUUUGA
Messenger RNA from Aspergillus tanneri, 753 nucleotides. RefSeq lists its product as uncharacterized. The coding region runs from base 1 to 753 and encodes 250 amino acids. The record is from RefSeq and is a predicted model, not a curated record. The transcript is spliced from 3 exons. Lineage: Eukaryota; Fungi; Ascomycota; Eurotiomycetes; Eurotiales; Aspergillaceae. Gene Ontology annotation, cellular component: membrane.